AUGCCCUCCAAUGACUUUGUCCGAACUGUAUCCCGCAAGUUCCGAGUACUCGUGAUUGGUGGCUCUUAUGGUGGGCUAUCUACUGUAUUAGCCCUCAUCGAUCUUUCACAGGGUCGUCUCGCCCGUUUCAGCUGCAAUCCUGACGACAAGGCUCCUACACACCGUAUCCCAUUACAGAUAACUGUAGUUGAUAAGCGAGAUGGCUAUUUUCAUCUGAUUGGAUCCCCAAAGGCCCUGGCCUGUGAAAAAUUCGCAUCCGAGGCAUGGACUCGUUUCAAAGAUAUUCCUGGGCUCCAGCAUCCAGAUCUCAGCUUUAUCCAGGGAAGUGUCAGCUCAGUGGAUUUCAACGCCAAAGUUGCCCAUAUUGUCGAUGCAGAGACCAAGAGCAACCACACUGAGCCCUAUGACUACUUGGUUGCAAGCUCGGGGCUGCGUCGGUCUUUCCCCACAGUUCCCCAAUCCUUGCGGCGAGAUGAAUUCCUCAAGGAAGCUAGAGAACAUAUGACGGAGGUGAAGCAUGCCCGUGAUGGUAUCGUGGUUGUCGGUGGAGGUGCUGUGGGUGUGGAGAUGGCUGCCGAAUUGAAAAUACUCAACCCGGAACAGAAGGUCACCUUGAUCCACUCUCGAAAGCGCCUGCUAUCUUCGGAACCGUUGCCGGAUGAGUUUGCUGAGCGCGUAGAUUCUAUAUUGCGUGAUACAGGAGUCGAAGUCAUCCUGGGACAGCGCGUUGUCAGUACAAUCGCUGUAAAUACGAAAGAUGGGACGCGGGCCUGGAACCUCAUACUCAGCGAUGGCCAACAACUCAGAACUGGUCAUGUUCUAAAUGCUGUCUCUCAGAGCGUCCCAACAUCGACAUAUCUGCCAAAAGAAGCACUGAAUGAGGAAGGAUACAUCAAAGUGCACCGCUCACUACAAUUCUCCGGCGCUAUCCCUAACGCAGAGCAUCAUUGGGCAGUGGGAGACCUCACAGCGUGGGAAGGUAUUAAGCGUUGCGGUGGUGCAAUGCAUAUGGGCCAUUACGCCGCGAUGAACAUUCAUCAGCACAUGAUGGCAGAAUGUACUGGUGUAAAGCCAAACUAUCAGACCCUGCAGCCGUUCCCGUCUGUGAUGGGCCUCGCCGUCGGCAAAACGGCCGUCAGUUAUGUCCCGAGCGAGGGUACACGCGAGGGCGAAGACUUGAUGAAAACCUUGUUUGGUAAAGACAUGGGACAUACAAUUUGUUGGAACUAUAUGCGCCUGGGUGAGGUAUGCUAG
This is a messenger RNA of Penicillium vulpinum, 1254 nucleotides long. Its product is annotated as putative pyridine nucleotide-disulfide oxidoreductase AMID-like. Gene Ontology annotation, molecular function: electron-transferring-flavoprotein dehydrogenase activity; flavin adenine dinucleotide binding. The coding region runs from base 1 to 1254 and encodes 417 amino acids. Gene Ontology annotation, cellular component: cytoplasm. The transcript has 5 exons. NCBI's taxonomy places the organism in Eukaryota, Fungi, Ascomycota, Eurotiomycetes, Eurotiales, Aspergillaceae. The record is from RefSeq and is a predicted model, not a curated record.